CUACACUCGCCGUCGCCUCUGUUUACUUUGGAACUGCGGCGUCUUUAUUUUUCUUUUCGUCACGCCCGUGACGUCAAACAACAUAAAGUGGCAGAAAUAUUAGGACGUCUUAAAAAUGUGCUUCAAUCUCGACUCCGCUCCCCGCUGAGUCGUUUUGGUGGUCGUUGGAGCCACGCCGCCUACUUAGCUUAGCCUAGCCUAGCCUAGCCUAGGUUAGCCAUUAAUAAGGUGGACGAGCGAGGCGUUUGGGCUUGACGCAUCCCCGAAUGAGCAGCGUCGAAAUGGCAGACAUCAGCCAAGCAAAUCGUCCCGAGUGGCACGAGUCCCCUCGCGUGAAAGAGGAGGAGGAUGACGUGAGCGACUUGACGGGCGUCCCCUCGAAGCGUGAAGCUAAACAUCCCAGCUCGACAGAAGACUCCCAAUCAGGCGGCCUGAUCUCACCGCUCUCAGAUGCGGACGCCGCCAUGCCACAGUUGCCUCACACCAAUGAUGAAGAGACUGAAGGUCGUAAGACAGACCACAGCGACAACAAACGCUGGAAAUGUUUGGAAGAUUGUGGGAAAACCUAUGGAAGCAAGUCCGCUUUGAAAAGGCAUCUGUGGAGCCACACCGGCGAGAGACCUUUCGCCUGCACGACCUGCGAUAAAAGAUUUUCUACCAAGUCGCAUUUAACGUACCACGCAAAAACGCACAGCAACGACAAGCCUUACGCGUGCGCGUAUUGUGGCAAAAAGUUCUCGGUGCGUGGAAGAUUAGAACGACAUGCGAGAGUGCACACCGGAGAGAAACCUUUCUCCUGUUCGGUUUGCGGUCAAACGUUCAUUCACAAGACCUCCUUAAAAGUGCACGCAAGAAGCCACACCGGAGAGAAACCUUUCUGCUGUACGUAUUGCGGUCAACGCUUCUCCGAGAAAGGGAACUUAAAGAGUCACACCCGGACGCACACCGGAGAGAAACCUUUCGUCUGCUCGGAUUGCGGCCAAGCGUUUUCGAUGAAGGCGCACUUGAAAAGUCACGCGAGCACCCACACCGGCGUGAAACCUUUUGCCUGCUCCGUUUGCGGCCAAACGUUCAGCCUGCGGGGAACUUUAAAAAUGCACGCAAGGACCCACACGGGGGAGAAACCCUUCCCCUGCGCAGUAUGUGGACAAAGGUUCUCUCAUAAGGAAGCUGUGAAACGACACCUAAGGACGCAUACUGGCGAGAAGCCCUUUCCCUGCGUCGUUUGUGGACAACGAUUCGCUCGGAACAGUCAUUUGAUAAGACACACGAGAACGCACACCGGCGAGAAGCCUUUCUCCUGCUCGGAUUGCGGCCAAAGGUUCUCUGAAAAGGGAAGUUUAACGAAACAUGCGAGAACUCACACCGGGGAGAAACCUUUUACUUGCUCAGUUUGCGAGCAAAGAUUCUCUCAUAAGGAGCACUUGACGAGACACACGAGAACCCACACGGGAGAGAAACCUUUCCCCUGCUUCGUUUGCGGUCAAAGGUUCACUCGGAAGGAUAAACUUAAGGAGCACAAGUGCAUUUGUGCGAAAAGUGACAAAUGACAGUUUUGACUCUCUGAAAGAUGUUCAGAAUUUUUGACUUUAGACUUAAACUUUGACUUAGCAUGGGGUUUAAUUAGUAGGUGGAGUUGAUUUCAACAAAUUCCGUGCAGUUACCGUAAUUUUUGUACUAUAAAGUCCACCUGACUAUGAGUCGCCACCCACCAAAGUGACACGAAAACAGCAUUUGUUUGUAGAUAAGCCGCACUGGACUAUAAGCUGCAGCUGUCCACACUGUAUUAUGGGAUAUUUACACCCAAAAAAUUUAACUGGUAACGCUUUAUUUGACAGCGGCCUCAUAAGACUGUCAUAAGACCAAAUCAAUCACUAUGAACCAAUUACACAGAUCAGUCGUCCUGGUCCCUUUGGAGAGAAAAACAGCCCCAAAGCAUGAUGUUUCCACCCCCAUGCUUCACAGUGGGUAUGGUGUUCUUCGGAUACAAUUCAGUAUUCUUUCUCCUCCAAACACGAGAACCUGUGUUUCUACCAAAAAGUUCUAUUUUGGUUUCAUCUGACCAUAACACAUUCUCCCAGUCCUCUUCUGGAUCAUCCAAAUGCUCUCUAGAGAACCGUGGACGGGCGUAGACGUGUACUUUCUUCAGCAGGGGGACACGUCUGGCAGUGCAGGAUUUGAGUCACUGGCGCCGCAUUGUGUUACUGAUAGUAGCCUUUGUUACUGUGGUCCCAGCUCUCUGUAGGUCAUUCACUAGGUCCCCCCCGUGUGGUUCUGGGAUUUUUGCUCACCGUUGUUAUCAUUUUGACGCCACGGAGUGAGAUCUUGCAUGGAGCUCCAGAUCAAGGGAGAUUAUCAGUGGUCUUGUAUGUCUUCCAUUUUCUGAUAAUUGCUCCCACAGUGGAUUUCUUUACACCAAGCGUUUUACCUAUUGCAGAUUCAGUCUUCCCGGCCUGGUGCAGGUCUAAAAUUUUGUCUUUGGUGUCCUUCGACAGCUCUUUGGUCUUGGCCAUAUUGGAGUUUGGAGUGUGACUGACUGAGGUUGUGGACAAGUGUCUUUUAUACCGAUAAUGAGUUAAAACAGGUGCCAUUAAUACAGGUAACGAGUGGAGCUUCAUUAGACUUCGUUAGAAGAAGUUAAACCACUUUGACAGCCAGAAAUCUUGCUUGUUUGUAGAGGACCAAAUACUUAUUUUCCACUCUAAUUUGGAAAUAAAUUAUUUAAAAAUCAAACAAUGUGAUUUUCAGUUUUUUUUCCCACAUUCUGGCCUUUAUAAUUGAGGUUUACCCAUGUUGACAAUUACAGUCCUCUCUAAUCUUUUCAAGUAGGAGAACUUGCACAAUUGGUGGUUGACUAAAUACUUAUUUGCCCCACUGUAAAUGAAUUACGGCAGUUUUUUGUGACAUUGUUUUGCCUGCAUGGGUAUUUUGAACAAUGAUCUGCAUUUUGAAUUUAUUUGAUUAUGUUAGAUGUGUUAAUAUGUUUUUUAUUGGCAUGCUAGGACGGGACCAUUGACUCGCGCUAGCUUAGCCACUCCGUAGCUCUGAGAUGAAUAACUAACUAACUAACAGCACAGAAUUUGUUGAAAUCAACUCCACAGACUAAUCAAACCUCAGCUAACUCAAAUAUUAAGCCUAAUGUCAAAAAUUCGGAACAUCCACUUUAAAUUUGCGGCACCGGCGUGUUCUCCCAGGACCGUUUUUUUUUUUCUGUGGACUACAACUCGUCAUUCAAGUCAUGUACUAUUGUCAUGUUUUUGUGAUGUGCUCAUUCAAUAAACCAGAGAUAAUUUGUGUUUUUGCA
Molecule: messenger RNA, 3304 nt
Organism: Corythoichthys intestinalis (scribbled pipefish)
Lineage: Eukaryota; Metazoa; Chordata; Actinopteri; Syngnathiformes; Syngnathidae
Product: oocyte zinc finger protein XlCOF6.1-like
Exons: 2
Coding region: 267-1550 (427 amino acids)
Source: RefSeq, a predicted model, not a curated record